CUGCAUUUUCUCCUGGAACUCAAGAAUAGUUUUAAUACGUUUUCCAACUCUUUCUUUUUCCUUACAGUACUUGGGGUGUAUAGAAGUCUUACGCUCAAUGAGAUCUCUUGACUUCAAUACUAGAACACAGAUUGCAAGGGAAGCAAUCAGUCGUGUUUGUGAAGCCGUGCCUGGUGCCAAAGGAGCCUUCAAGAAACGAAAGCCACCAAGCAAGGUUCUUUCUAGCAUCUUGGGAAAGAGCAAUCUUCAGUUUGCAGGAAUGAGCAUAAUGCUGAAUAUCUCCACCACCAGCUUAAACCUAAUGACUCCGGAUACAAAACAGAUCAUAGCAAAUCACCAUAUGCAAUCUAUUUCCUUUGCGUCUGGAGGUGAUCCGGAUACAACCGACUAUGUUGCAUAUGUAGCUAAGGAUCCUGUUAAUCGGAGAGCUUGUCAUAUACUGGAAUGCUGUGAUGGCCUGGCCCAGGAUGUCAUCAGCACCAUAGGGCAAGCGUUUGAGCUUCGAUUUAAGCAAUACUUGCGAUGCCCCUCUAAGAUACCUACUUUCCAUGAUAGGAUGCAGAGUUUUGAUGAGCCAUGGAUGGAGGAAGAGAACGAGGCAACAGAACAUCCCUAUUACAACAACAUCCCAAAUAAAAUGCCCCCUCCCGGCGGCUUCAUUGAUGCCAGGCUCAAAGCAAGACCUACCACUGCUCCAGAUACAGCUCAGUCUGCAGCAGGAGUGGGAGGAGAGCAAACCUAUUACCAGAGUCACCACUUAGGAGAUAAAUUCAAUGAAGACUGGCAUCACGGGCCUGUUAAGCAAGGAUCUCUGGAUAUUUGCAGUGUGCCAGAAGGGAAAUCACAAGUAACCCCAACAGCAGAGAUGCCAACAUACGUAAACACCCAGCAUAUAAAUAUAGAAACUCUAUUGGCACUUCAGGCAGAUGCUGAAAGUACCUUCAGUGGAACAGCAGAUGAUACCAAAGAGAGCAGCCCAGGAAAGGAUCUGUUUGACAUGA
This is a messenger RNA of Tauraco erythrolophus (red-crested turaco), 1001 nucleotides long. The record is from RefSeq and is a predicted model, not a curated record. NCBI's taxonomy places the organism in Eukaryota, Metazoa, Chordata, Aves, Musophagiformes, Musophagidae.